This is a messenger RNA of Eruca vesicaria subsp. sativa (arugula), 540 nucleotides long. Lineage: Eukaryota; Viridiplantae; Streptophyta; Magnoliopsida; Brassicales; Brassicaceae. The record is from the annotation of a GenBank genome assembly.
AUGACUGCAUCAAAGGAUGGUGCUAGUUUCACCAACAUCUCUGUAGAGGAGCACUUUAGGGUCUCUCAAUCUAAUCUCGGUGGACAUAAAAAAAAUUGGUAUAAUCAAUUUAACGUUUUACCAAAAAAAGAAGAAGAAAAGUUUGUAGGUUCCACAGAGGAAUUUUCCACGGCGGCUAAUGCCCUUAUUGGAAGGUCGACAAGAUUGAUGGAGGCUCUCAAAGCAGCAGCCAUUAACGUCGGCCACAAGCCUGUGGAAACCAGAGACUUAGCUGCCAUAAAAGUGGUGGAAGCUAGAGCUACGGGAGGCACUGUGGUAAAUGAGGCGGUUGCUCAUAACAAAAAGAUAGGUAAAGAAGAUGAGAAUAAGAUUCAUCUGCGCGAUAUUAUCGCGAAGAUUGAUGUGAAGAUAACAAGUGAAGACGCGGAAGCAGUGGUUCAGGCUGAGCUCACUCAUUCUCCCUAUAACCAUGUUAUUCCUGGAGGCGUCGCUGAGUCUGUCACUGCAGCUUAUAGAUUAAAUUGCAGUCCCUCUCUAUGA